ACAUUCGUAAUAUAUGUGUAUGCCCGGUGUGCGAGUGAUUAUUGCUCGUUUGUAUGUGAAUGCGAACUGAUUAAAAGGCCAAAACAUGAAGCCAGCAGAGCUGUGGUGGCUUCCUCGCUUUGAUACUUCAAUCGUCUGCGAAUGCUGAGCACGAUCGCAUUCAAGAGUCGCGCUCUUUAGAAUGCUGCCGGUCUGGUGUUGAGAAUUUAGCUGCAAGUUCAUUCUCAAUUUAACACAAAAUUAGCGUUGUUCUUGCGCCGGAAAGUGAAGGUUGUCUGCUUUUUUUGUGAUCUCAGCGGUGAAUAAGAUUUUGCUUAGAGUGAGAAGAAAUUGAUUUUGUGCCGAAGUGCGAUCGCAGUGAAAUGCAGAAGAAAGGAACAUCAAUCUCAAGGAAGUAUCCUUCCUUGAGGGACAUCCCAACGAGGACUCAGUACAGUUGGCUCGAAGGUCGUCGAUUGGAUGACGGAGCUGAGGGGCUGUGGAGAGUCCAUGAUGGCAUUUAUGAUUUGACGGAUUUUGUUGAGAGGCAUCCUGGUGGAAGGGAAUGGCUUGAAUUGACAAAGGGAACGGACAUCACUGAAGCCUUCGAAGCACAUCACAUCAGUGAAGGGCCAGAGAGAUUGUUGGAAAAAUUCAAAAUCCGCGACGCGAAGGAGCCGCGAAAUUACAAUUUAACCUUCAAGGAGGAUGGGUUCUUUCGCACCUUCAAACGGAGGGUUCGCGAGAAGCUGAAGACCGUUGAUAUGGUCACACCGGCACGUCUGUCCAAUCUCUACACUGAUGUCCUCUUCAUUAUGACGUACGUCAUGGCGGUGGCGGCUCUGGUUACAAAGAACUACAUUGUUGGCUUCUUGGCAGCGCUCACCCUCACGUGGUGCGUCAUUUGUGCCCACAAUUAUUUCCACAGAAGAAAUAACUGGCGAAUGUACAUCUUCAAUUUGUCCUUCAUGAGUUUCAAAGAAUGGCGAAUUUCGCACGCGUUGUCUCAUCAUUUGUACACAAACUCCCUCCAUGAUCUGGAAAUAUCUCUCGGUGAGCCAUUCCUGUGCUGGAUCCCCGACCCAAAGAUAAAGAAUUGGUUCCAGAGAUACGCAUCGUGGAUUUACGGGCCAUUCAUCUAUUGUCUGAUCUACAUUUCUGAGUUUAUCAAGAAGUUAGUUCUGUCGAAGAGCCAUCUUGGGUUGGAUGAUUUGAUCCCCUUCUCCGUGCCUCUGGUGAUGUACCUGGCAACGGGUGAGAGUAUCACGAGUGUCAUCAACACGUGGCUCUACAUUGUCUUCGCGGGAAGCUUCAUCUUCUCCCUCAUUGGCUUCAAUGCAUCCCAUCAUCACAGCGGUGUUGUGCAUGAAGGUGACGCCAUUCGUCAAAACUCAGACUGGGCCAUCUACCAAAUGGACACAGCUAUGGAUCGUGAAGAUAUCAAUCGUUCCCACUUCUUCACACUCACUUUCUUCGGACAGCACAUCCUCCAUCACAUCUUCCCAACCCUCGAUCAUGGCGUCUUGGCGCAAUUUCAGCCGGAAUUCGUGCAGACGCUCAAGGAGUUUGAGUACGAUUUCCGAGAGUGCAGCUGGUUUGAGCACAUCAUCGAGCAGCACAAGCAACUUGCACGCAUUGAGCCCAGAACUGCGUACAAGGGCCAAGUGAAGAAAACCAAAUAAACCAGAGAUUUACUCAACUUAUCUAACAUUUCAAUAAAAUUAUAUAUUUUUUAUUAUUGUUGUGAUAUACUUAAAUAUUUGUGCCUUUUAGUGGGGUGUGCUGGUAAACACUGCGCCACUUUUAUAGAACUAAAUCAUAAUUUUUUGGGUUGUAAAAUGUCUUUUUUAUUCAUUCUCAAAUAAAUAAUUGAGAUUGUCGGGGAAAUAAUAGCUCUUGUAGCUCUUUAGUGUAAGUGUUUUUGUAAAAGGGGAGACUCUUAAAAAUCUUCAAAGAGAUUGUAUGAUUUUCUUAUGGAUGAAAUAAAGAAAAUUCAAUUCAAAAUUAAGCCAAAAAA
Molecule: messenger RNA, 1996 nt
Organism: Lutzomyia longipalpis
Lineage: Eukaryota; Metazoa; Arthropoda; Insecta; Diptera; Psychodidae
Product: cytochrome b5-related protein-like
Exons: 6
Coding region: 363-1661 (432 amino acids)
Biological process (GO): lipid metabolic process
Cellular component (GO): mitochondrion
Molecular function (GO): heme binding
Source: RefSeq, a predicted model, not a curated record